CCGGAUGUCUGCCCUCCGUGUGCUCAAAUAUUAGUCGCCUUCUUCGAUUGCAAUCCCACUUUUCUCCCCCAGAGCCACCUGUGGUGGAGAAGAUGUGGUCCAGCCUCCAACGUUCGUCUCCCAGAAUAUAUCGCGUAGCCCCGCAUGUACCAAUCCGUCAUCAAAAAAGACGUCUUGAUUGUUGGAGACUUGGAAGCAGUUGGGUCCAUCAAUUUAGCUCUUGUCUCAGACUCUCAAACUUGGGGUUCAGGGACCAGUCGUCUUUGAUAAGCACACACUACACUUGGACCAAUCGGGGCUCUCCACGAAAGCCGUUGGAUUACACACUGUGGAGUCGCUCUGAGUAAGCAGGCAUGUGAUGCUUGUGGUCCUUUGGCUGAGCUGUCGGCAAAAUAAGCUACUUUCCACUUGUCUCUGUCUCAGAAAAUCGCUGCCAUGACUCGGUAGCCUUUUCCGUGUCUCAGACCAAGCAGUAGAGUGCUUAUGUCUCGUCGCUCAGCAUUGUCAGCACGGAUGAUGACGAAUCAACCCUCUAGUAACUAACUAUUUGGAAUCAUGGUCGCUAAGCUGUACUGUCGUCUCCUAAUAUAUGAUUUGAGGAUUGUGGCGUCUAUUAAUUAACGUCCCGCUUCGCAUCAUACGAUGUUUUGCUCAGGAUGGGUAUCGUUUCGCUCCAGCAGUUCCGCUGCUUGGUAGAUUACUGCAAGGUGUACUAAUCAGCCUCACCUCGACACGUGAUGAUCCUACGGCUAUAUAACCGCAAUGGGCAGAUUGUGCAUUCGUAUAUCGAAACGUGAUCGUUGAUGACGGCAGUCGGUGCUUCUAACCUUGGAGCUCUUCUCGAAUUCGGUCCAUUUGAUCGCCAUGUCCUGGUUAACGCCCUCGCCCGCUAGGGGGAUCGGCGCAGCUCCGAAUGCCUAUCACCUUGUCUAUGCUCGACCAGCGGCUACCACCGGUAUUCAACGAAAUCUCCCGGUAUAUGGCACCAGAUUCAACUCCUCGGAGUCUGGCGACAACUCUAAAGAGUUUUUCCCCCCGCCCAAGGCACCUCAUAUCAAGCAGGUGAAAACAGCAUGGGUUCAUCCGGUGUACACGGAUGAGCAGAUGCGUGCGGUCGCCGUUGGCCACCGUGAUGCGAAAAAUUGGUCUGACCGUGUAGCUCUUGGUACCGUCAGGGUUUUGCGCUGGGGAAUGGAUCGUGUUUCAGGGUACAGGCACCCUGCCCCAGGGCAGGAGCACCUUCCCCGGUUCCAAAUGACCGAGAAGAAGUGGCUUACACGCUUUAUCUUCCUUGAGAGCGUCGCGGGGGUUCCGGGGAUGGUGGGUGGGAUGCUUAGACAUCUUCGAAGCCUGCGGGGGUUGAAACGGGAUAAUGGCUGGAUCGAAACGCUUUUGGAAGAAGCUUACAACGAACGAAUGCAUCUGCUUACCUUUCUGAAACUCGCCAAACCCGGGCUCUUCAUGCGCCUCCUCGUCCUCGGCGCACAGGGAGUCUUUUUUAACGGCUUCUUUCUCUCGUACCUUGUCUCACCUCGAACCUGUCAUCGCUUCGUGGGGUACCUGGAGGAAGAGGCCGUACUUACCUACACCCGUGCCAUCAAAGACCUUGAAGCAGGUGCGCUUCCGGGGUGGGAGAAGAUGGAAGCUCCUGAAAUCGCCGUACAGUACUGGAAAAUGCCAGAGGGAAACCGAACCAUGAAGGAUCUUCUUUUGUAUGUACGGGCUGACGAGGCGAAGCAUCGAGAGGUCAACCAUACUUUUGGCAACCUCAACCAGGCAUCAGAUCCUAAUCCGUAUGCUGCUGAGUAUAAGGAUCCUGCACAGCCUCAUCCGGAGAAGGGCCUCACGCAUGUCAGGACGAAGGGGUGGGAAAGGGAUGAGGUUAUUUAGGGUUGGAGGUGUUGUGUACAAAAUAUGAGACCCUUCAUAGCGCUUUCUUUAACAUAUAGUAACUUCAAUGGACCCGUAGGUUGGCCGAAGGUCUCAAGCAACCGCUUUGUUGGGG
Aspergillus calidoustus is the source of this 2005-nucleotide messenger RNA. NCBI's taxonomy places the organism in Eukaryota, Fungi, Ascomycota, Eurotiomycetes, Eurotiales, Aspergillaceae. The record is from the annotation of a GenBank genome assembly.